AAAGCCUGUAAUGUGAAAAGGUGGUAGAAGAAGAGGAAACGAUAUGGCAGAGACUAAAGAAACCAUAGUUGUUAAUGGAUCCAUGGAGCAGAAGACAACAGUGAGACGCAUGCAGUCAGCAGGAACAUUCGCCAGUUCAUGUAUGUCGAAACCUGGAGACGCACCUCAAUUUGAUCCGUACAAAACUCUGGAAAGGUCCCAGUCGGAAGCAGCUCUGCUAAAGAACAGACACAAGGAUGUAACAGAGGAGGAAGGAUUCGGGGAGACAUACUCAGAGCAAGAGAUGGGAGCUGAAGGGUUGGACCUAGGGGCUCAUAAUGUGUCUGAAUGUUCGAAGGUGUACCUUGAUUUGUCCACAGCUGAAGCUUAUGAAAAUGCCAAUGAACAUAUUCUUUAUCCUACUUCACUUUUUCGUACUGGCUCAGGACGUCUGCUAGAGACAAUUCCCCAGGAUGAGGAAUUGCAGACAGACGAUGUUCGAUUUAGUCUAAUGGGAGAAAGGUCUGUCUCUACUGAAAGUAAUUCCAGCGCAAGUAGUUUGGAAGAAAGGACCUCUAAGUCGCAUAUUAAAUCGCUGACAAUCAAAGAGGAAUCUAGUCGAUGUGUCGUUUCUAGUUCUUACUCUAAAGUGGGCAAAAGGUCACCUGAUUACACCACUAAAGCCAAAACUAACAUGAAGUCUACCUUUCAGGCCUUCUCUUUGAAUAUAAAACAGAAGAUCAAGCAACUUCAGAUGGGAUCCAUUCAGGAGCAGAUACAGUCGAUGAGGGAGAUAAGUGUCAUUAUAGAUCAGGCUUGGGCCAUUCCAAGCUUUGGGCGUGAUCUAGCCUAUGGCUUAUGUGACAUUCUGAAGAAUGAAAAAGCACUUGAUAUCAUUGUUAAAAACUGUGCAUCACAAUCCAGUGAUUUGAUGAGAGCCUCUGCUAAAUUGCUGGACAAGGUUCUGACCACUGGGAACAGAAAGCGGGUAGCAGAGAUUGGUCUAGAAAUUGUGGUGAAAAUGGCCAUUUCAUCUAAAGGAGAGACUGAAAUGGCUAGAGUUGUCACAGGUAUAUUAGAAAGUCUCUUCAAGAUAUCUGAGGAUGUCUGCGCAAAGCUGAUAUCCCUGGGAGGACUAGAUGUCAUAGUGUACUGGUGUAGAUGCAACGACCGAUCAACGCUUCGACACUGCUCUAUGGCAGUAGCCAACAUGGCAUUGUAUGGGGGCAAAGAGAACCAGGAAGAGAUGACCAAGCAUAAAGUCCCAGAGUGGCUCUUCCCUUUAGCCUUCAAUGAUGAUGACGGUGUCAGGUACUAUGCGUGCCUGGCCAUCUCCAUUUUGGUGGCCAACAAAGAGAUUGAGACAGUGGUGAAGAACUCAGGUACGCUAGAGGUGGUGCUGCCCUUUCUUACCAGUCACACCCCAAGCCAGUUUGCUCGCAUGGAACUGUCCCACCAGCAGGGCCGCUCCAAGGACUGGCUGAAGCGACUUGUGUCCCUGCUUUCCAGCAAGAGAGAGGAGGCACAGGCCUUGGCUGCAUUCCACUUUGCCAUGGAGGCUGGAAUCAAGAUGGAGCAAGGCAAAAAGGAUGUAUUCUAUGAAAUUGGAGCCAUCGAACCAUUGAAGCGCCUUGCAAGCAAUCCCAACCCUACAACCUCCAAGCUAGCUUCUGAGGCUCUGAAGACAAUUGGUGAGGAGCUUCCUCACAAGCUGUCCCAGCAGGUGCCUAUCUGGACUGUAGAAGAUGUAGUCUUUUGGGUAAACAGAACGGGAUAUGAGGAAUUUGCCGAGUGCUUCUCCAAGUGUAAGGUGGAUGGGGAUCUAUUACUCACCUUGAAUGAAGAUGACCUUGCCUGCAGUGUUGGAAUGAAAUGCAAGAUCACUCAGAAAAGAUUUCAAAGGGAUGUCAAAGACUUGAAGAUUAAGGCUGACUACACAUCAUGUGAUCCAACUGGGCUCAGUGAUUGGCUGCAGGAAAUUGCUUCUGAGCAUAGACAAUAUACCUACUGCCUUGUUAAAAAUGACAUUGACAGAAACUUCCUGAUGCUGAUGACUGACCAAGAUCUAAAGGAUUGUGGCAUAGUCAAUAGCAUACACAGAAAGAAAAUCUGCCAAAAGAUUUCAGAAGACUCCCCAUACAAUGUACAACUAACUGAACAAGACACUAGAUCCUCUGAGAGUAGCAACGAGAGUGUGGAGUCUAUGGACGGGUCGAGUGCUGCUGUCACACGACCUAUUGAUGUCUUCAUCAGCUACCGCCGAGUUAAUGGCUCUCAACUGGCCAGUUUGCUGAAGGUUCACCUCCAGUUACGCGGGUUCUCAGUCUUCCUGGAUAUUGAGAAACUGAAGGCGGGAAAGUUUGACGAGAAUCUCCUCAGUAGUGUAAAGCUGGCCAAGAACUUCAUCCUGGUCCUGACCCCUAAUGCCUUGGAUCGGUGUAUGGGGGACGAUGAACAAAAUGACUGGGUGCACAAGGAGAUAGUUGCUGCCAUGGAAUGCGGCUGUAACAUUAUUCCACUCCUCGACAAUUUCCACUGGCCACAGUCUGAAAAACUUCCUGAAGACAUGAGACAAAUCACAUUCUUUAACGGAAUUAGAUGGAUCCAUGAUUACCAAGAUGCAUGUGUCGACAAACUAGAAAAGUUUCUACGUGGAGAAAUUAACGCCAAACACAAAAGAGCAGCCCUCUUCCAGAUGGGUUCCUCAUCGGAGGGUCUGGUAGAAGGUGGAAAGUACACAUCCAGUGGAGAGAGUAGUCCCAGCGUGGAUGUAUCGCCCAAUCGCGAUGUCUCUUACAGUAGUUGAUGGCUUUGUGGCGACCUGUUGCCGAUAUGGGCACACCGAUACACUGUUUCUUCACCAAACAUUUACAGUGUGCAUGUAGCAUGUGUCUACCAAUAUCACUAAUCUUUAACAAGGCUUGACAAGAAUGAUUUUUUUCCUUUCGCUCACUGAAUGAAAAUCAACUCCAUGUACUAAAAAAAACAACUCCAAACAAAGAAAAUUGGAACAUAAUAAUGAUUGAUUGAUAUGGAAAUUUUGUACAUCAGGGCAUAUAUACCGAUGCAUUUUUAUACAGUCCAUCUUGUUUGUAAAAAAAUUUCCACAAUUUUGACCGAAAAUACUCCCUCUCAUAUGUACCAGUAAUGUACAGACAUGCAGUGUGCUGUAGAAGUUAUUGACAAUCAGAGCUGCAAUGUAUAGAUUCCAAUAUUACAUGCAGUUCUUUGCUUCAACUUAACGAGUUUAUCGUAAAAACAUUCAUUUAAAAUAAUCUAAAACACAUUUUACACAAUUCUGUCUGAUUCACCCAAUGUUUACAUGUUUACAUUGUAGUAUUUUGCAUUAAGUGACCCACUUAUUGUACAUGCACAUGUGAUUGCAUUUUACGUGUAGAACAGAAACAAACUGCUUCUUGAAUAUGAUAUGUUACUCACUCUGCAUAAAAGUUCACAGUAAAUUCACAUGUAUCAUGUCGCAGGAUGAAAUAUUCAUACUUUUGUUCAGAUAAUGUUGCUGAAUACAAUAUACAUGAUGAGUUAUGAGAAACAUUCUUUACAUAUACUUAUUACUUAUACAUAUAAGUCCAGGAAAUUGUCUAGAUGAAACUGCAAAAGGGUUGCAAUCCAGAAAAAUUGGCACCCACGAAAUGUGUAAUGAAUACACAGAAAUCAGCACAACUGUGUCAUGGGGAAAAUAUUUCAAUGUUCACUUUUUUCUUGAAAAUUUUUAUUUUUUUGUUGUGUAUCAUGCAUAAUACUGAUAGUUUCACCAAAGAUUUUCAGUCCAUGCAAAUUAAUUGUUAGGGUCUUCCGUCUUCAACGGAAGGAAAGAUAAAAAAUCUGUUUUUUCAACUCUUUGCUUUUUAUAUAUUUUUCUAAUUGGUUGAUAGAGACUCUUUUACUGAUUCAGAAUAUGUAAUUUGUUUUGAAAUCAAUUGAUGUGUUCCCGAGAUAUUAAGCAUCAAAGACCUAAAGCGAGAGUCCGAGUAGAUCAGUUGUUAGAGUCGUGGACAUGUGCCCAGGCCACCAAGGUUCAAGCUUCGGGUGCCGACAUUUUGUUCCCUAAUUUUUUGAGUUGAUUAUCAAUUUGGUCUUAAAAGUGAAGGAUUUUAUCUCAUUUACUCAAAAAUCGGACGGAAGACCCACUCGUUGCUUGCAACGAGAACGAUCUAGUUCUUUAUAUUAUUGUUACACUGCUCCAUAGGCUCAGCCAGUUAAAAUAGGGGAGAUCACUGAUGAAUCAGUAUAAUGAGGCUAUUAAUACUUACAAUUUUUAUAUGUGUUAGCAUUUACUGAAAAUAGGGAAAAAUAAUAGGUGUAGCUUUCUUACAAUAAAUAGGUCUAAAAAGGAAUUUUAGAUGAAUCCUUGGUCAAUCCUAUUACAAUCAGAUCCUUGAUCUGCUCCUUAUUUUUUAUUGGUGCUUCACAAAAAUCACCUUGUGUAGCGACAAUAAAAAAUAAUAGAAUUUUUGUUAAGUUUUUUUUUUUUAGUUUUGAUAAUCACUAUCGAUUGUUGAAGCAUUUUAUUGAAACAAACUAUACUGUGAUACAUGAGCUGUAUGUGUUUUUAAUGUGAUACAAUUGAUUAUACAAUCUCAAGUUUUAUUUCUGUGUGUUCUUGAAUGUGUAGUUAAACACAAUCUGAAGUUUUGUGGAAAGGUCUGUAGAUUUCAUGCUUUCUUCAAUUCAUCUUUAAAACCUACAUGCGCAUGUAAAAUGUAUGAUUUUAUGAAACACAGACACAUAAACUUGCCUGUAUCAGAAAGGUGGAAAGUUUGAUAGAAUGGAAUUAAAGCUACUAAAUGAAUAAUAUUUCAGUGACUGUGUAUAUAACAUGUACCAAUAAACAUGUCCCAAAAUUUUGUAAAUGCAAAGAAAAAUUAUACAAAAUUACACCAGGUACUGACACUAACCUUUGUCAUUAUACCCUUUGUUUUUGUAUAAAGUGUGCAAUAUAAAAUGUGAAUAUGUCCUCAGAAUAAAUUUGAUUGAAUCUCCAAGUAAUCUGAGCUGUUGUAAUAGACAUUGAUUUCUUUUCUAAUUUUAAUUUUUUUUUUUACUUCUGAAGAAAGACAAAAAUUAUUUAUUUAUUUAUCCUUGAGUUUGAAUGAGAUUUUUGUAUUUUGUUUCAAAUUUUGUGAAUCAGGUUGAAUUUGAGUAAGAGAUGGAAAGAUGUCAGAUUGAUUUUCCAACUCUGCAAUAUACAAUUGCAAGUAACUCUUUUGAUUGACAAAAGCAUUACAUUGUAAUGUAUUGAAAUAGCCUCAGCAUAUUAUGUUUAUUUUAUGUUUUCUGAUUUUGUUUUGUUUUAUGAAAGAAUUAUGUUGACCAUUAUGAAGAUUAUGUUCAGGUAUAUCUCAAGAUUCCUUGCAAAAUGGUUACUGGUAUAUUUUACUUUUAAUCAAUUUUUUUUUUAUUUGAGAUUAUUUUUUUUUUAUUUAUAUCAUAGCAUUGACGUGUUUCAUCAUACAUUACUUGAUAUUAUUUUUGGCAGUAGAAAAUUAGAUAUUAAUUCAAUUUUUUGUUAAUUGAUUUUACUUAAAAGAACUGUGUUCGUUUUUUUUUGGUUUUGUAAAUGCAGAAUUUUUUUAUUGUUUUGUUGUUCAUAUGAAUGCACUUAAUUUUUCACAGUUUUCGAGAAAUUUUCCGCAUGCAUUUAUGUGAACCACUUACAUAUUUAAGUGCCGUAAUUUGAAACAAAUCUACAUUUUA
This is a messenger RNA of Magallana angulata, 5694 nucleotides long. RefSeq names its product NAD(+) hydrolase SARM1-like. Gene Ontology annotation, molecular function: signaling adaptor activity; NAD+ nucleosidase activity; protein binding. The record is from RefSeq and is a predicted model, not a curated record. Lineage: Eukaryota; Metazoa; Mollusca; Bivalvia; Ostreida; Ostreidae. Gene Ontology annotation, biological process: response to axon injury; signal transduction; negative regulation of MyD88-independent toll-like receptor signaling pathway. The coding region runs from base 44 to 2785 and encodes 913 amino acids. Gene Ontology annotation, cellular component: dendrite. The transcript is spliced from 9 exons.